AUGCGCCCCAGGACAACGCCGCCGAGGCCGCCUGCGCUCCUGCUACCGCUGCUGCUGCUACUCCUGGCGGCGGUGCCCGCGGCGGGCAAGGGUUGUUUCUGUAAAGGCAAAGGCUGGUGCUUCUGCGACAGGACCAAAGGGGAAAAGGGGGAAAGGGGAUUUCCUGGACCUCCAGGUGCUCCUGGCCAGAAAGGAUUCCCAGGUCCUGAAGGCUUGCCUGGCCCACAGGGACCCAAGGGUUCGCCAGGAUUCCAAGGGCCUACAGGUACCAAAGGUGUCAGGGGAAUUACUGGCUUACCAGGAUUUUCAGGUCCUCCUGGGCUUCCGGGCAUCCCCGGCAAGGCUGGACCAUAUGGACUUCCUGGUUUACCUGGAUGCAAUGGAUCUAAGGGUGAACAAGGUUUUCCAGGACUUCUGGGGACACCAGGCUACCCGGGGAGCCCGGGUCCUAGCGGUCUGAAAGGAGAAAAGGGUGCCCCAGCCGAAGGAAAAGAUAUGGAAAUGGAUGGAGAAGGGGAUCCCGGGCUGCCAGGGAUGCCAGGAUUCGAGGGUUUGACAGGUCCUCCAGGUUUUCCUGGACCCAUAGGCCCGCCUGGCCCUCCAGGUUUCCUCGGCUUUCCAGGAACCAUGGGACCUCCAGGACCUAAGGGUCACAUGGGUGAUAAAGUGAUUGGACCAAAAGGAGAUCGGGGUGUGAAAGGAUUAACAGGACCCCCUGGACCACCAGGAACCGUUAUAGUGACGCUCACUGGCCCAGACAACAGAACGGAACUCAAAGGGGAGAAGGGAGACACAGGAGCAAUGGGAGGAUUCGGACCCCCAGGACCUGCAGGGCCGCCUGGAGAGUCGUAUGGAUCUGAAAAGGGCAUUCCCGGAGAACCUGGUCUGCAGGGAAAAGCUGGAAAAGAUGGCACCCCUGGCUUCCCUGGGACUAAGGGCAUCAAGGGCAUCAGGGGCUUCCCUGGAUUCCCAGGUGAACAUGGCGCUAAGGGAUGGAAAGGGGACCUUGGCCCUCCAGGAUUCCGUGGUCCAACAGAAUAUUAUGACGCAUACCUGCAAAAAGGAGAUGAAGGAAGUCCAGGUCCACCAGGGCCCAAAGGAGCUCGUGGACCUCAAGGUCCCAGUGGUGGCCCUGGAGUCCCGGGAAGCCCUGGAUCAUCAAGACCCGGCAUGAAAGGAAGCACUGGACGACCGGGUGUGAAAGGAAGGAAAGGAGAACAGGGACCCCCAGGAAACAAUACCAUGGGGCCUCCUGGGUCCCCAGGCUUUCCUGGUUCACCAGGCCAGGAAGGACUGCCGGGGCCUGCAGGACCACCAGGUGAUAAUAUCUUUUGCAAGGGCCCUCCUGGACAACGUGGACUUCCUGGCCAUCUGGGGCCUCCAGGAAUCCCAGGACACCACGGACCAAAAGGGGAAUCCGGCCUGAUAUGCACACAGUGUUCUUGGACCCCAGGGUCCCCAGGACCCCCAGGAUUGCCGGGGCUUGAUGGUGUCAAAGGACUUCCAGGGGAACGAGGUGCAGUUGGCUCUAAAGGAAACCCUGGAUCUCCGGGAAUUGCAGGGUCUCCAGGAUUCCCAGGGUUCCCGGGAGCUCAGGGUGACCCUGGAUUGAAAGGGGAAAAAGGAGAAUCAUCUCCACCAGUGGGGCAGAUGGGUGCCCCAGGAGAUCCUGGAGUCAGAGGUCAACCGGGAAGAAAGGGCUCCGAUGGAAUGCCUGGGACUCCCGGAGUGAAAGGACUCCCAGGACCUAAAGGCCAACAGGCCCUGAGUGGUGAGAAGGGGGACCGGGGUCCUCCAGGGAAUCUUGGCACUCCUGGACCCCCGGGACCAGCAGGACCAGCAGGACCACCUGACUCUGGACCCCAAGGACAGCCAGGUUCAAAAGGCGAGCAAGGUGCACCUGGAGCGCCUGGACCUCCAGGAGAAGUCGGUCCAAAAGGAGAACUCACUGUUUCAACAGCAGUCCCAGGCCCCCCAGGACCUGCAGGGUCCCCCGGCCAAUCUGGCCCCCGGGGUCCACCUGGAAUCCCAGGGCCGGUGGGAACAUGUGAACCAGGUCUCCCAGGGCCUGACGGUGAACCAGGGAUUCCAGGAAUUGGAGUUCCUGGCCCCCCUGGACCUAAGGGAGAUCGAGGUUUUCCAGGGGCAAAAGGAGCAGCCGGUAGUCCUGGAGAAAUAGGAAGUCCAGGGAAGCCAGGAAAGCCAGGUCUGCAAGGAGCCAAGGGAGAACCAGGGUUAUCCAUGCCUGGAGAACCAGGAAAACCUGGGUUUCCAGGAGAAAGAGGCAAUUCUGGGGAGAAUGGAGAAAUCGGACUCCCUGGACUUCUAGGUCACCCUGGAAUCCCGGGCAAUCAAGGGUCUGAUGGACCACGAGGAGAUCCAGGAUACCCUGGGCCAGCUGGAGAAAAAGGCCCCCCAGGAAUAUGCAUGGAGGGUCCCAGGGGAACCCAAGGACUUCCAGGCUUAAAUGGAUUAAAAGGAAAACAAGGAAGACAAGGUGAAACAGGUCCCAAAGGAGACCCAGGUAUUCCCGGCUUGGAUAGAUCAGGACUUCCUGGAGAACCUGGCCCUCCAGGAAUACCAGGUCAUCAAGGUGAGAUGGGACCACCUGGUCAAAAAGGAUACCCAGGAAAUUCCGGAUUCCUAGGCCCACCAGGACAAAUGGGAAUGGUUGGAAUGAUGGGCUUUCCUGGAACUAUUGGCUCUCCAGGGCUUCCUGGGAACCCAGGAGACCCAGGACAGAGGGGCAGCCUUGGAAUCCCUGGAGAAAAGGGUGAAAAAGGACCUCCAGGAGUCAAAGGGGAACGAGGAGACAAAGGAGCUCCCGGGUCUUCGAAAGCACCCCACUUACUGGGGGACAAAGGAGAACCAGGCCUCAAAGGGUUUGCAGGAAAUGCGGGCCAGAAAGGAAACCUAGGUAGUCCAGGGUUACCAGGCUUCAAAGGACUUGAAGGCUUACCAGGACCACCAGGACCACCAGGCCCCAGAGGUGACCCAGGCAACACUGGGAUUCCUGGAGAACCAGGACCACGUGGUAUGCCAGGAAGCAUGGGGGACACGGGAAUACCAGGUUCCAAAGGGAAGAGAGGAAGUCUGGGAUUCCCAGGUCUAGCUGGAAGACCAGGCCUCCCAGGCCUUCCUGGUCUCCAAGGAGACAAGGGAGAUCCAGGUUAUUCAGAAGGUGCAAGGCCAGGACCACAGGGACCACAGGGGGAUCCAGGCUUGCCAGGUGACAUUGGAAAGAAAGGAGAAAGAGGGUCACCUGGCCCACCUGGACCUGCGGGACCUCCUGGACCAGAGGGUUUCCCUGGACAUCCUGGAAGUCUUGGCCUCCCAGGAAAGCCAGGUUCUCAAGGUGAUUUCGGGUUUCAAGGCAUCAAAGGCCUCCCUGGAUACCCAGGAGUAAAAGGCCCCCCAGGCCCUCCAGGAUUCCCCGGGCCUCCAGGACCAAUGGGUACAAGAGGUAGUCAAGGGCGUGAUGGAAUUCCUGGUCCAGCUGGAGAAAAAGGAGACUCAGGCUUGCUGGAGGCAAUUCUGGGCCCCAAAGGAAACCCUGGCGUUCAAGGAGCCAAAGGAGACCGGGGAGCCCCAGGCUUGCCUGGCUUUCCUGGCAGGAAAGGGACAGUGGGAGACGUUGGACCGCAAGGACCUGUUGGCAUGAGAGGUCUCCCAGGACCACCCGGGGUUCCAGGUGCAAUCAUCCCUGGCCAAAAAGGAAAUCAGGGUCCACCAGGCUCAAGAGGAAUCCCAGGUGAACCAGGUCCACCUGGACCUCCAGGAAGUCUCAUAGAAGGUGUAAAAGGAGACAAAGGCUUUAUGGGCAAGCCUGGUCCCAGAGGUCCACCUGGCACCAGGGGAGACGCAGGGCCACCAGGACAUCCGGGACCACCAGGCAUCCCCGGUCUCCCAGGGCUCAGAGGUGAUCCAGGGCUCCGUGGAUUUCCCGGCAUGCCAGGAGAGAAGGGCAAUCCAGGAUUUCUGGGACCAAUUGGACCUCCAGGACCAACUGGACCUCCAGGACCACCUGGUAAACGUGGAGACCCUGGCAUGCUUACGAUCAUCUCCCUUCCAGGAAGCCCAGGACCUCCUGGCCAACCUGGAGGACCAGGGAUGCAAGGAGAACCUGGAUCACCAGGGCCACCAGGAAACCCAGGACCCUGCGGGCCACCAGGUGAGCCAGGCAAGGAUGGAAAACCUGGAACUCCAGGACCCGCUGGAGAAGAGGGCCACAAAGGUUCUAAAGGAGAAAAAGGACCACCUGGAUCCGAUGGGGCGCCAGGUUUAAAGGGGAGACAGGGAGACGUUGGAUCGCCUGCAACUAGAACAGCAAUGAGAGGCUUUAUCUUCACUCGACACAGCCAAACAACAGCUGUCCCUUCGUGUCCAGAAGGGACAGAGCCACUCUACAGUGGUUUUUCUUUCCUUUUCGUACAAGGAAAUGAGCACGCCCAUGGACAAGACCUUGGAACUCUGGGCAGCUGCCUGCAGCGCUUUACCACCAUGCCGUUCUUAUUCUGUAACAUCCACAAUGUGUGCAAUUUUGCGUCUCGAAACGACUAUUCAUACUGGCUGUCAACGCCAGCCCUGAUGCCGGAGGACAUGGCUCCAAUCACUGGCAGGGCCCUAGAGCCUUACAUCAGCAGAUGCACUGUCUGCGAAGGGCCUGCGGUCACCAUAGCCAUUCACAGCCAGACCACCGACAUUCCCCCGUGUCCCGCGGGCUGGAUUCCUCUCUGGAAAGGAUUUUCUUUUAUAAUGUUCAGAAGUGCAGGUUCGGAGGGUGCUGGACAAGCACUGGCCUCCCCUGGCUCCUGCCUGGAAGAAUUCCGAGCCAGUCCCUUUAUAGAAUGUCAUGGAAGAGGAACCUGUAGCUUCUAUUCAAAUUCCUACAGUUUCUGGCUGGCUUCUUUAAACCCAGAGAGAAUGUUCAGAAAACCUAUUCCAUCAACGGUGAAGGCUGGGGAGUUAGAGAAGAUAAUAAGCCGAUGCCAGGUGUGCAUGAAGACAAGACAUUGA
Molecule: messenger RNA, 5016 nt
Organism: Chrysochloris asiatica (Cape golden mole)
Lineage: Eukaryota; Metazoa; Chordata; Mammalia; Afrosoricida; Chrysochloridae
Gene: COL4A3
Product: collagen, type IV, alpha 3 (Goodpasture antigen)
Exons: 52
Coding region: 1-5016 (1671 amino acids)
Cellular component (GO): collagen trimer; basement membrane
Molecular function (GO): extracellular matrix structural constituent
Source: RefSeq, a predicted model, not a curated record